GGCGACGUUUUCCUCUGACCCGACUGCCCAUUUCCCUGGAAACCGUGGUUGUACUUUUCCAACUUUGCCUAUGUGUGGACAAACAAAGUGUGGGCCACCGAGCACUGAUUGAUUGAGUUUCUGUUUCUGUGGCACGAAGGCGUCCAGUUAAUGGAUCAAUGGCUUUCUGUUUAGCUGGUUUAGUUUGCUGCCAUGCUCGUGUACAUUUAACAUCGCCCUCACUCCUUUCAUUCCUGUUGUAAUAAAGGCAAUCCGGUGAGUAGAAAACAAAUUGUUUGCCUAGAUUGCCUAGUGCAGUUCUAUUUGUCCUUUAUGAGUUUACUGAGAACGCCAGCCAAGUGACUAAACUUUAUUAAGUUCUGUUUUGUGGCAAGCCUUCAUUUUUCUUUCCAGCAGGCCAUGAUCUAUGAGUUCUUCCAUUUGAAAACUCACUCAACUACACAAUCCAGUUCGCUAAACACCCAACACACUUUAGUUCAUAGAAUAUCUGGUUUCUCAAAGAACUGCGUCAAAGAUGCUCAUUCCAGAGGUGGACAUGUGGAAUGUGUCCAAGAGCAGCAGGAUACACCGCCUUUCCAUCUUCAACUGCGAUAAGCCCGGGCUGAAAGUGCUGGACUACUCCGCAGUGCGCGGAGUUGACAAGUUCUACUUGGACUGCCAGGACUACAGGGACUACUUCAGAGACCCCUAUAACCGAGUCCACAAGCCGAGGCGGUUCACGGCCUAUGCGGGCAGGUGCGCUGUAAAGCUGGACUCCGAAGUUGAGCUCCUUUCUAUGCCGACCUCGUGGCGCACUGACCGCCAGCCCAUCGUCUAUCCGAUCGACUACCACUCAGAUAUGGCACUUGGUAGGCGGGACUGCGAUCACAUCAAGGCCUUCUGCUCCCCGGCCGAGAGCCUCAGCUUCAAGCGGUCCUGAGACUCCAUUGCUGUUACCAUUUUGGCAGCUUAAAUACAGCUUGAAGCACUGCAAA
Messenger RNA from Drosophila erecta, 974 nucleotides. RefSeq lists its product as uncharacterized. Bases 515 to 919 code for a protein of 134 amino acids. The transcript has a single exon. The record is from RefSeq and is a predicted model, not a curated record. Lineage: Eukaryota; Metazoa; Arthropoda; Insecta; Diptera; Drosophilidae.